AUGUCUUUACUCACCAAUUACGAGGGGCUCCGGCAUCAGAUUGAGAGCCUUGUGCAGGAAAACGAGGAACUGAAGAAGCUGGUGCGGCUCAUUCGUGAGAAUCAUGAGCUCAAGUCGGCAAUCAAGACGCAGGCGGGUGGCCUGGGCAUCAGCGGGAUCACCGGUGGGCUUGGCGAGGCGGCAGCCGGCCCUUCUCAACGCCAGGGUAACUGUGUCUUCCUGCCCCCGUCUCCGACAGCAGCAAAUGAGCCCGUCCUGGAAGAAGCGGGGAUUGUAACCCUGGCACCCCUGGCCGACAUGCUAAACAGCCCGCAGGCCAGCCCCACAGCAGGCUCCAUCAUGAGCCCCCUGAUGGGCCCAUUCAGUGCACUGCUGCCCUGCCCAGGGCCCAUGUCACAGAACAGCCUGCUCGCCAGCCUCCUGACCAGCCCCUUGGCAGUGUCCACGGCGGGCACACUGGCCAGCUCCCUGGGCCUGCCCUCCACCGGCCCCCUAAUUCCAAGCAGUCACCUGACUGGCCCCAUGGCAGUGUCCCCAAGCAGCCCGUUGAUGGCCCCUAUCACAGGCACAAUGGACAUCUCUCUGAGCAGCCCCCUGCUCACCUCCACGGCUGCCCCUCUAGGCGUCUCUCAGAACCCUCUGGCCAACCCCAUGAGCAAUCUGGUGCUGUCAGAGGCCCCGAAGGUGCAGCUGGCAGAGCCACUCCACGGAUGCCCUUCGGGACCCCAUCUCUCAGCUGGCGUGGGGCCUGCUGCCACCUCCAAAGUACCGCUCUCCACCGAGCACCCCCAGCCAACCCAGGACCCGGAGCCCCUCAGCAUGACAUUUGUGGGUGCUCCCAUCCAGACCUCCACCCCUGUGGGCACAGUGGGCACGACUGGUCCCACAACGGCCUUCUCCUGUGGCACCUCAGAUGCCCAAACCCAGCCUGGUGCCCCCCAGGGACAAGCGGUUAUUGCCUCUGUCCCCACCUCCUCAGCUGCCUCCCAGACCGUCACAGUCCUCCCCUCUGCCCCCACUCCCGCCCCCAAAACUGCAACCAACUACACCUCAAGUACCACCCACAUUGCCCAGUGCACCCCCCACUCUCCCACCAGGGCACACCACUCCCCCACCAGGCCCUUGCCCACCUCCCACUCCCCUCCACGCAAUCCCCACUCCCCACCUCGAACCUCCUCCUCCCCGGCCUCUGUCAACGACACCCGUGGCCCACGGGUCACCGAAACAUCUCGAAAAAGCAUCCUGGAUUUGGAGCGGAAGCUGGCCCACCGCAAGACCAGCAAGUUCCCUGACAGCCACCGAGAGCCGAAGCCGCUGGCUUGGGAGAGGCUGGUGGGAGAGAUUGCCUUUCAGCUGGACCGCAGGAUCCUGUCGAGCGUCUUCCCCGAGCGCGUGCGCCUCUACGGCUUCACUGUCUCCAAUAUUCCCGAGAAGAUCAUCCAGGCCUCCCUGAACCCCAACGACCACAAGCUGGAUGAGGAGCUGUGCCAGGUGCUCACACAGCGCUACGUGAGCAUAAUGAACCGGCUGCAGAGCCUGGGCUACAACGGGCGGCUGCACCCAGCACUGACAGAGCAGCUGGUGAACGCCUACGGCAUCCUGCGGGAGCGGCCAGAGCUGGCUGCGUCGGAGGGCGGCUCCUACUCGAUGGAGUUCCUGCAGCGCGUGCUGGUGGAGACUGUGCACCCCAGUAUGCUCACAGACGCGCUGCUGCUGCUUUCCUGCCUCAGUCAGCUGGCACACGAUGAUGGCAAGCCCAUGUUCAUCUGGUGACGGCGGCCCGCCUGCCCACCCAGGCUGGCUCUGCUC
Messenger RNA from Hipposideros armiger (great roundleaf bat), 1809 nucleotides. It is a transcript of the gene SPATC1, whose product is annotated as spermatogenesis and centriole associated 1. Gene Ontology annotation, cellular component: centrosome. The transcript has 6 exons. The record is from RefSeq and is a predicted model, not a curated record. The coding region runs from base 1 to 1773 and encodes 590 amino acids. NCBI's taxonomy places the organism in Eukaryota, Metazoa, Chordata, Mammalia, Chiroptera, Hipposideridae.